CAUUUUUUCUGGUUCUCGGAAAAGUUUAAGAAUUUUUUUAUUAUUCUUGAUAAAAGUAUUAAUUUUAAUUAAUAAAUUAUUAUAAAUUAAAUUUAUAAUAAUUUAAAUAUGUGUAAACUAAGAUUUUAAAGUAUUAAGAAAAUAUUAUCAUAUGCAUACUUAAAACAAAGCAACAAACAAAUUUUUCUCCGCCCAAGCAACCUCCUCCCUGUUUAUUAGUUUUUUUAUUCUAACGCCUCAAAGUUUUUGUCUAACAACAAUUGUCAUGUUAAAUCUUGCGUAUACGUCGCCAGCAUUAUUAUUAAUAAAUAAAAACCGCCAGAGUUUCAUAAACUACUUCACUUAUACUCAAUCAACUGCGUGAUACAACCACUACCAGCACCAAUACCACCAUCUCACUAAACUACGACCAUGGCUGAGAGUCUUGUGUGGCGUCUCUUGUGCCGCUAUAAAAUAUUCUUUCUAGUGGGUUUUAUUAUAUUUGGCAUACAGAUUUUCUUAGCUUAUAAAUCUUUAAAUCUAAGCGCUUUCACGUCCAGUGAUACUCCCGUUGUAAAUAAUCCUGACCUGUCGUCAAUGGCUGUACAAAAGGGUCGUCUGGCCGCUCAACAUAAUUCCGCCAGUGAUGAUGAGGAUUCUUCAAAUGCAGCCUUAAUAACGCGCAAACGUUCUGCUGACGCAACAUUAGAGAACGAUGCUGAUGUUGCUGCUUCAUCUCUCAUAACAGCCAAACAAUUGGGUUUUACACCCGUCUGUAAUAUACAAUCAAAAGAUGCCGUCUCCGCCUUACAACGAGCUAAAACCAAAGACUGCCGCCAACAUAUCGCUCAAAUUGCUUGCGCCAUACAGGCGGGCGAAUUCUAUGCCACACACCUGCCCAGCUAUUGUCCGCGUGGCAAUCAUAGCGCCAAUACUCAAUUGGGUUGUUAUCGUGACGAGAAAGAAUUUCGUCUUUUGUCUGGUUACUUUAUAAAUUUCAAAUCGUCCAAUACACCGGACAAAUGUGUUCAGCUAUGUCUUCAAUCGGGAUUUCCCUAUGCUGGUGUACAAUAUGGUUCGGAAUGUUUUUGUGGGGUUGAUGCACCACCAGUUGCUGCAAAAUUGGCUGAUUCCAGUUGUAAUAUGAAGUGUUCGGGGGAUCAACAUGAGAUUUGUGGCGGUUAUUAUGCCAUGAACGUUUAUGAAACGGGUAUAGCAAAAUUUUCAGCACAAAUUGCUGAGACUAGUGUUAAACCCGACACUACGGAACGUAUAAAAGUGGCAUUUUUAUUAACAUUAAAUGGUCGUGCUCUACGACAAGUCCAUCGUUUAUUAAAAGCUUUAUAUGCACCACAACAUGUCUACUAUAUACAUGUGGACAAGCGUCAAGACUAUUUAUAUCGUAAACUCUUAGAACUGGAACCUAAAUUCCCCAACAUACGUUUAGCCCGCACACGUUUCUCUACCAUUUGGGGUGGUGCUUCUUUGCUCACUAUGUUAAUGCAAAGUAUGGAUGAUCUUUUGAAAUCCUCUUUUCACUGGGACUUUGUUAUCAAUCUAAGUGAAAGUGAUUUUCCCGUUAAAAAGCUAGACAAACUUGAGGAAUUCUUAACGGCCAAUCGUAAUCGUAAUUUUGUCAAGAGUCAUGGGCGAGAGACACAACGCUUUAUACAAAAACAGGGACUGGACAAAACCUUUGUAGAAUGUGAUACUCAUAUGUGGCGUAUAGGAGACCGUAAACUACCUACUGGCAUACAAAUAGAUGGUGGUUCAGAUUGGAUAGCACUGUCGCGGCCUUUUGUGAAAUAUGUUUUAGAGAAUAAAGAAACUGAUGAAUUACUUAAGGGACUCUUGGUCAUAUUUAGACACACCCUUUUGCCAGCUGAAUCAUUUUUCCAUACAGUUUUAAGAAAUUCCAAAUUUUGUGGCACUUAUGUGGAUAACAAUUUACAUGUGACGAACUGGAAGCGUAAAUUGGGUUGUAAAUGUCAGUACAAACAUGUGGUGGAUUGGUGUGGCUGUAGUCCCAAUGAUUUUAAACCAGAAGACUGGUCUCGUUUGCAAAAUACUGAAAACAAAAUGCUUUAUUUUGCACGCAAAUUUGAGCCCAUUAUUAAUCAAGCUAUUUUAUUAAAAUUGGAGGAAUGGUUAUAUGGAGCAUAUGCUGAAGACUACAUAAACUUGCCCGCCUAUUGGCAAAGUUUUUAUCAUUAUGAAGAUAAACGCACUAAACAAGAUGAUCUAACUUUAACAGUGGCCGAAAGUCUGGUAAGAAGAUUGUGCAAACAGUGGUCUACCAAAAGUCAUAAGGUGUUGGAGUUGACACAGUAUUUACACAAUGAUCAGUAUAAGGGUUUCUUAAUUAGAUAUCAAACUUUGGACCGAAUUAAUCGAACUGUUUAUGAACUGGAGAGCCGCAUAAGACCGGUGCAAUAUGCUAAAUUUGCUAAAAAUUCCAAAUUUGCAAAACGUUUAAGAAACUUUGAAAUAUCCUCGGAAUAUGAUCAAAAAGAGCAAAUUUGUAGAAAUUUACAAAAAUUCCUAGGACCCUAUACCGAUUUGGUAUUAACAUUUACAUUUAUGGGUUCUGGUUCAGCUUCACCCAAAGAUACUUCUCAUUCCUAUAAUCUCACCUUAUUGUGGAUAGAUCCCAUGGGACGUUUGCAAGAUUUUAAUGAACUGCACAUAGAAGACAGCCAAACGGAUAAUAUUAAUUAUUCCAAAGCUUUGCUAAAACAACCCUUAACCCCUGGCAUAUGGACAGCUAAACUUAUAGGACGUAAUGCCAUUUAUGCUCAAACUAAAUUUCUUAUUACGCCUCUAGCUUUGUAUAAUGGUGAGCAGAUAGCAGCGGAUAGAGCACGUCUAAUUAAUGCUGGUGAUGGCCUAACAUUGGCCGAAGAUUUUGCUUUACCACAAGAAUGGUUGCAAUACAUACCCACCUUUGAAGAAUCAGCUCAAUUGAAAAAAUUGUCAGCACGUAAUGCUUUGAGAACAGGAGAAAAACUCUAUGAAUGGAUAGAUGAUUUAACGGGGAAAUUCUUUCAUACACGAGAAACUUGUGCAGUAAAUGAUAAUGCCCGAAAUCUUAAUACAGCAGCUUUAGAAAAAUUGCCCUUGUGCCAAGAAACCACUUGGAGUUCUUUGGCUCCAGAUCCUAAAAGUAAUGUUUAUGCUCUAGUUUCACACGCCAGCAGCUAAAAAAAAACUCUUUACAUUUAGAAAACUAUAGCAAAAAAGGAAAAAGCAAAAUGAAACAAACAACUAAACUAAUUGAAACCAAAAAUUUUUUUAAAAUGCAAUAUUUUUCCAUUAACUAAACUUAAUCAGCAGCCAAAAAUCUGAAAAAUAGGCAAUAUUUUUUAUUAAUUUUCUUAAAAGAAAAAAAAAAAA
Messenger RNA from Lucilia sericata (common green bottle fly), 3372 nucleotides. RefSeq names its product xylosyltransferase oxt (gene oxt). Gene Ontology annotation, biological process: heparan sulfate proteoglycan biosynthetic process; chondroitin sulfate proteoglycan biosynthetic process. NCBI's taxonomy places the organism in Eukaryota, Metazoa, Arthropoda, Insecta, Diptera, Calliphoridae. The coding region runs from base 412 to 3180 and encodes 922 amino acids. Gene Ontology annotation, molecular function: protein xylosyltransferase activity. Gene Ontology annotation, cellular component: membrane. The record is from RefSeq and is a predicted model, not a curated record. The transcript is spliced from 3 exons.